Messenger RNA from Galeopterus variegatus (Sunda flying lemur), 1711 nucleotides. RefSeq names its product all-trans-retinol 13,14-reductase-like. NCBI's taxonomy places the organism in Eukaryota, Metazoa, Chordata, Mammalia, Dermoptera, Cynocephalidae. The transcript is spliced from 4 exons. The annotation marks the transcript as partial. The record is from RefSeq and is a predicted model, not a curated record.
GAUGCAGCGCUAUGUCUCCAUGCCCAGGGAAAAGGCUGCAGAACACAUCCCUCUUCUCUUCAUUGCGUCCCCAUCAGCCAAGGACCCGACAUGGGAGGACCGAUUCCCAGGUCGCUCCACGAUGAUAGUGCUGGUGCCCUCCGCCUAUGAGUGGUUUGAGGAGUGGCAGGAGGAGCCCAAAGGAAAGCGGGGCAGCGAAUAUGAGACCCUCAAAAACUCCUUUGUUGAAGCCUCCGUGUCAGCCGUCAUGAAACUGUUCCCACAGCUGGAGGGGAAGGUGGACAGCGUGACUGGAGGGUCCCCGCUGACCAAUCAGUUCUACCUGGCUGCUCCCCGAGGAGCCUGCUACGGGGCUGACCAUGACCUGCGCCGCCUACAUCCUCGAGUGAUGGCUUCCAUGAGGGCCCAGAGCUCCAUCCCCAACCUCUACCUGACAGGCCAGGAUAUCUUCACCUGUGGGCUGGUGGGGGCCCUGCAAGGGGCCCUUCUGUGUUGCAGUGCCAUCCUGAAACGGAACUUGUACUCAGACCUGAAGAAUCUCAGCUCAAGGAUCUCUGCACAGAAGAAGAAGAAUUAGUUCCAUCAGGCUGAGCCAGAGGAACCUGGCCGAUGACCAGGGCACCUCCCCUGACCUAUCUACAAUGUCUUUCUGCAUUCCUUCCUCAUGCAUAUAAAGCCCUCUAAUUUGGUUUUGAUUUUUGAAUCUCUGUGAUUUGCUUAGGGUAAAUCACAGUUCACAAUCUGAAGCUCUUCCAGCUGGGGCAGGUGAUCUUUUAUAUCUUUUAUAAUGUGGUAUCCAUGUUCAAAGGCCCGUUACCACUAUUGACUGGGACAGCCCUUAUGUCUCCUGAGAAGCUGGGUACCCAUACUCCCUAAUCUGAACAAUCAAAUUGAAUAUUCUUUUGGUCAGGCGGGUAGAACCCCUGGAAGGAGAUGUUGGUCACUGAAGCAGGUUGGCCAGUGCUGUCCUGAGGCUUCUCCUGUCACUCUCAGUCCCCAUCUAGGGAAAAGGGCGACCAAUGAGGUUUUAGUCAUAACCUGGGCAUGGUUUUGGUUGUAGCGCCAUAGGUUCAGAGGCUUCCAGAUCCCAUUUCUGCUGGUUCCAGUGGCUCUUUCAGAGGACAGGAAAGGACCGUGACAGGUACAGAGUGGUUCUGGAGGAUAGGGGUAAUGAGAAGACCUAUUAGUUCUUAAGGUUCAUGUCAAAACAUAACAUCCAAUUGGUAUCAACCAAGUCCUAGCUCAGCCUUCCGUAUGAUCGGGGUGGCAUCUGGUUCUCAAAGUGCCAGCACCAAGACACCCUCAGGGAGCUCAGUACCUGAGCCUCAAGCCUUAUCCUUAACCUGUGAAAUGUGCGGGGAAGGGUGACAUUGGCAGUCAGGGCACAGGCUGGCAAGGUGACUUCAUGGGGGUUGGUGUAGGCUGAAGGAGCAUUCCAAGCCCAGGGCAUAGCAGAGAACAACCAAGAGGCAACAAAUAUGCCAUAACAAUGUCCCAGCUACCUCCUAGACUAGCACACGGGCUUCUGGUAGGGAGGUGUGCGGGUGGGGUUGAAACUGGUCAGGAUGAGAGCAUGGAAAGCCAGAGCAUGUGUGCAAAGCCUGAGAGCAGCAUUUGCUGCUUACUGGUGCAUAUAUGAUGGCUGGGUGGAAAGGUGCAUAUGGUUCAGCAAAAUGGCCUUUUACUUACAUUAAACUGAAGCACCAAUAGC